Messenger RNA from Mercurialis annua (annual mercury), 585 nucleotides. RefSeq lists its product as uncharacterized. The record is from RefSeq and is a predicted model, not a curated record. NCBI's taxonomy places the organism in Eukaryota, Viridiplantae, Streptophyta, Magnoliopsida, Malpighiales, Euphorbiaceae. Gene Ontology annotation, biological process: DNA integration. The transcript has 2 exons. Gene Ontology annotation, molecular function: nucleic acid binding. The coding region runs from base 1 to 585 and encodes 194 amino acids.
AUGAGGCGGCUGAUUCACAAGUACGAGUUCUAUUGGCCGAAAAUGGAGCAAGACUGCAUCAGAUACGCGAAGGGGUGUGAUGCAUGUCAAAGAUGUGGGCCUAUUCAGCAUGUUCCGGCCAAAGAAUUGAAUUCCAUCAUCAAGCCAUGGCCAUUCCGAGGAUGGGCUAUGGACCUGAUAGGGGAAAUUUACCCUUCUUUGUCUGAUUGCCAUACUUUUGUGAUUAUCGCCACUUGCUACUUCACAGAGUGGGGAACAAUGUUUACAGGGGGUGACAUGGUGGAAUGGGCCUCGCAGAUGAAGAUCAAACUGCCGCACUCAACGCCUUAUUAUGCGCAGGCCAAUGGUCAGGUCGAAGCAACUAACAAAACCAUCAAGUUGAUCGUCCAGAAUAUGAUUGAAGAUAAUCCAAGACGGUGGCACGUUUUGCUAUCAGAGACUGUCUGGGCAAACAUAACCAAUCAAAAAUUGGCUACAGGAACUUCACCUUUUAGGAUGGUGUAUGGGAACGACACAAUGCUGCCAAUGGAAUUGUCGGUCAUGUCAACUCGCUGUCUUCAUCAAAGAAAAUUUGUCUCAGGGUGA